UUUCUCGCUCAAUCACAACCGGUAGACAGCAGUGAGCAGACCCUUCUCACCCUUCGCUAAACUCACCACCAUUUUUGAACUCAGUCCCCAAAUCCAACGUAACUAUUAUUAUAAAGUGAAGAAGACAAUGGUAUUUGAGUCGAUUGAGAAUCAGGAGGCGAUCGGUGAUGGUGGUUAUGAAUGUAACAGUACAUCUUUUGAACAGAAAGCUUCGAUUGAUAGUAAUGGCGUUUCCUUUCAUCGAACAGUUGGUGUGCUUCACAUUGCUCUUAAUCGCGUGAGUAAGUGGUGUAUUCUUGUAAGCUUUGGCGGAUUCAUUCUCUUGAGAGAUGAUAAUCAAGCACUCUGGGCUGUUCUAGGUUCUGUUCUAAACGUCGUUUUAUCAUUCACUCUGAAGAAGAUUAUAAAUCAAGAACGACCUGUUUCUGAAGUGUCUUGUGGCCCUGGAAUGCCAUCUUCACAUGCUCAAUCCAUUUCGUUUGCCACUAUUUUCAUGAUUCUUUCAAUCGUUGGAUGGGUGGGAUUGAACGGAUAUUCAGCUAUUCUCAGUGGGCUCAUUAUAGCAGUUGGUGUAUAUUUUACAUGGCUACGUGUUCUAUUACGUUAUCACACUAUCAGCCAAGUGGUGGUGGGCGCAAUUGUGGGCUCUAUAUUUUCUAUCGUAUGGUUUUCCACAUGUGAUAUUAUGGUCCUAAAUGCAUUGACGUCUGUAGUACAUGAAUUAAGAAGAUGUGUAUUUGUUAGCUAAAAUGGUACUGUUACUAUUGAUGUUAUUGUUGUUGUUCUGUAAAGAUAGAAUGUUUGUAUUAAGAGCAUCCAUAGUAGCUAACGUAUUGUUAUAAGAUACAACAAAGAUAGAAAUUUUGUAUCAAGAAAAUCCACAACGGCUAACCUAUCAAUGAUAUGU
Lactuca sativa (garden lettuce) is the source of this 907-nucleotide messenger RNA. It is a transcript of the gene LPPEPSILON2, whose product is annotated as Phosphatidic acid phosphatase (PAP2) family protein. The record is from RefSeq and is a predicted model, not a curated record. Gene Ontology annotation, cellular component: intracellular membrane-bounded organelle; endoplasmic reticulum membrane. Gene Ontology annotation, biological process: protein N-linked glycosylation; lipid biosynthetic process. NCBI's taxonomy places the organism in Eukaryota, Viridiplantae, Streptophyta, Magnoliopsida, Asterales, Asteraceae. Gene Ontology annotation, molecular function: dolichyldiphosphatase activity.